This is a messenger RNA of Hevea brasiliensis (rubber tree), 778 nucleotides long. RefSeq names its product probable histone H2A.1. The transcript is spliced from 2 exons. The coding region runs from base 100 to 507 and encodes 135 amino acids. The record is from RefSeq and is a predicted model, not a curated record. Gene Ontology annotation, molecular function: DNA binding; protein heterodimerization activity; structural constituent of chromatin. Lineage: Eukaryota; Viridiplantae; Streptophyta; Magnoliopsida; Malpighiales; Euphorbiaceae. Gene Ontology annotation, cellular component: nucleosome.
GAAUUAUUUGAACCACUUUCUCUGUCUCUCUCUCUCUCUCUCUCUCUCUCUCUGUAGCCGAACGAUUCUUCAUCCUUGGAUUCUUAAAGUAUCGCUUGAAUGGCGGGUAGAGGCAAAACCCUAGGAUCUGGCGCCUCGAAGAAGGCCACCUCGAGGAGUAGCAAGGCCGGUUUACAGUUUCCCGUCGGUCGUAUCGCCCGGUUCUUGAAGGCCGGCAAGUACGCCGAGCGUGUUGGUGCCGGCGCCCCUGUCUAUCUCGCUGCCGUUCUCGAGUACCUCGCUGCUGAGGUGCUUGAAUUAGCUGGAAAUGCAGCUAGAGACAAUAAGAAGACCAGAAUUGUUCCGCGCCACAUCCAGCUAGCUGUGAGGAACGAUGAGGAACUGAGCAAGCUGUUAGGCGAUGUUACUAUUGCUAAUGGAGGUGUGAUGCCUAAUAUCCAUAACCUCCUCCUGCCAAAGAAGACUGGCACCUCAGGCUCUAAGGCCUCUGCUGAUGAUGACAGUUAAAUUCAUAGUCAGUAAGGAUGUGUUUUAAGAUCCCAAAAAAGUCUUUCUGCUAAUGUGUUUCCACUGCGAUUUAAUAUAUAUAUUCCUGUUUGUUUAGUUAAUUUUUAUGUUAGGAUUCGAGUCUUUCGUGCUUGUGGAGGUGUAGUUAUUGUAGUUAGGUUCAGUUAGGGAUGUGAAUAUAAUCGAUUGUCUUGUAGUUGGCUAAAUAGAAAAGUUGUGGGAAGAAUUGAUUUCCCACAAUGACAAUUAAUGCAAGAUUUCAAUUUUAUCA